Messenger RNA from Centropristis striata (black sea bass), 4958 nucleotides. RefSeq names its product regulator of G-protein signaling 9-like. The transcript has 19 exons. Lineage: Eukaryota; Metazoa; Chordata; Actinopteri; Perciformes; Serranidae. The record is from RefSeq and is a predicted model, not a curated record. Gene Ontology annotation, biological process: intracellular signal transduction; G protein-coupled receptor signaling pathway; regulation of G protein-coupled receptor signaling pathway. Bases 107 to 2077 code for a protein of 656 amino acids.
CUCCAGCAGCAUCCCCACACGAUACAGGGCUCACAGGCGAAAGUGGCACUGUAAAUAUAUGUGUGUGCGUGUGUGUGUGUGUGUGUGUGUGUGAUCAUCAGACACAAUGACUAUUAGAAACACUCUCCGGGAUCAUGGACAGAGGUAUCGACCACGGAUGGCUUGUCUCAAGAAGGCGGAGAAGGUGCUGCUGGAGAUGCAGGACCCCAAAACAGGAGUGAAGUCACAGCCUCAGAGACUGGUUAUCACAACGAUACCACACGCCAUUACUGGUGAAGACAUCAUUGCGUGGUUAGCGGACAAAUUCCACAUAGACGCACAAGAGGCGAGGAGUUUUGGCUCUAUGCUGGUGGCGUUAGGAUACAUCUACCCUCUACAAGACCACAAACGCUUAGUGAUCAAACCAGAUGCAUCUCUCUACCGCUUCCAGACACCGUACUUCUGGCCCACACAGCAGUGGCCUGUUGAAGAUACAGAUUAUGCAAUCUACCUGGCGAAAAGAAACAUCCGUAAGAAAGGGAUCCUGGAGCUGCAUGAGCAGGAGCACUAUAACCGUCUCCACAAGUGGAUGAAUCAUAAAUGGGAUUUCAUAGUGAUGCAAGCUAAAGAACAGUACAGGGCUGCCAAGGAGAGGAAGAAGCCGGACCGUGUGGUGUUUGACUGCCAGGAGAGAGCCUACUGGGUGGUUCACAGACCUCCGCCCGGCACAGUGAGCGCCAUGGACUAUGGGCUGGAUCGACUCGUAGAUCCUCAUGCAGACGAGGCCACAACACCCGACUACUACGAGAGAAUUAUGAUCUUUACCCAGCAGUCCAUCAUGAGGCCCAGAGUGAAGUCAUCGGUGUCCAUUGGCGCGUUGGUGAAGUACUGUGCCACCUAUCACAACCACGACCCUUUCCUCUCCAAGUGUCUCCCCAGCAACCCCUGGCUCACUGACGACGUCACGUACUGGACCUUGAACAUGCCCUAUGUGGAAAUACCAACUAAAAUGCGUGUGGAGAGAUGGACGUUCAGCUUCGCAGAGCUGCUGUCAGACCCUCGAGGACGAGAUGAUUUCAGGCUCUUUCUGAAGAAAGAAUUCAGCGGUGAGAACUUGGCGUUCUGGGAGGGAUGUGAAGAUCUGAAGUGGGGCGAAGCUGCCACGAUGAGAGAGAAAGCUGAGAAUAUCUACAAGACAUUCCUGGCUCGUGGCGCACCGCGUUGGAUCAACAUUGACGGAAAGACGAUGGAAAUCACAGUGAAAGGCUUGAAACACCCACACAGAUACGUCCUGGACGCAGCCCAGACUCACAUCUACAUGCUCAUGAAGAAGGACUCGUACGGCCGGUACCAGAAAUCUCCAGUGUUCAAGGAUACGGUGAAGAAGGCCAUCUGUCCUGACGAGCACCGCUUCACUGACGCCCAGCUGGAGCAGAAUGCGAGGAAGAGGCGGCCCAGCGUCAGCCCCAUCAUCCUGCGGCAGAUGGAGCGGGAGCAGAGGGCCAAGAUGGCCGCCAAUGUUGACAUAACACAGCUGUGCCGUUUCACCACUCCCGUCCCCCACCUCGCCGUCUACUCUGGCAUCAGUGACUUCCCCACUGCCAACACCUCGCCCUCUCUCCCCUUCCUGGCACACACCCCUUGUCCCUCCCCAAUCAGUGUGGCCUUGGACAGCACCUCGGCCUCUGAGCGGCGAGCGGAGGCCGCUGACGGAGACGCCAAGGGGAACCUGGCGGCUCGAACUCCGGCAGCUGGAAAUGUGUCCAAAUCUCGCAUGGCUCUGUCGCUGCGUCGCCUGCUGAAGCGCGGCUGCACCCCCACCACCAUGUUCGCCAGCCUGUCGCCCAAAUGCCACUCAGCUGCCGGGACGAGUAGCCGCAUUCAGCCGAUCAGCCCGGAUCAACCCAGUCAGGCGCCACCGAGACGGAUUGGCAAUUUUUUCCAGAUUAAAGUGGAUAUUCCCCCAGAGUGCCGGAUUUACCCCAUAGAGUCUGAGGACGAGGAGGAAGAGAACAGAGCUGCCUCUCGGGGAGGAGUGGGAACCAAAGAGAUCAUCUGCCCCUGGGAGAGCCUCACUCCACACAACGGGACGGGCUAAUCGGCCGCAUUUACACAGGUAUUAAAAAACAAGAAGAGAAGUUUUAAAAAAAAUCUGUGUUGCAAGUGUCUCUGAGCAGGCAGAUUGUUGCGAUGUUCUCACAGAGAUAAGAGAUCUCAUAUGGAGCAUGAAGGGGUAAAAUUCCUCCGUAAAUGUGGCCACUUUCUCACCUCCAGGCCACAACAUUAAUACCAAACAACAUGACACAAAACGGUCAAUCUGGGACACCCUGGAGAUGACGGUUUAGACUGAGCAUCAACUUACUGUGCCCAAGUUUUAAUUCCUUUAAGGAAACUUACUGUAUGUUUGGAGCAUCAAACUAGAACUGCCUGCAGGCCUGAAAGGACCCAGUUUUAUGUCUGCAGCAGUAUAAUCCUCUUCUCCACCGCCCAUGCUCAGUAUGUUUCAAAACAAAUCAGUUUCUCCAAAAUAUUCUUCAACACAGAGUCAUUCCUCAGUGAUACUCAACUUACGGCUCGGUGCCACGUGACUCAUUUUCUUAUUCACAUAGAAAGCAUUUUUUUUUCACAAUGGGAUUUUUUCCCUGCACUUUGAAUGUAAAUAAUGUGCCUAACAAGUGAGCAUAAAAAGCAUAAAAAUAGAGCUUGUUAAUUAAAAGAAACCGUGCCAGACGAGAAGGAGCCUUGAAUGUCCUCGAAUCCUAGAAACACCCAGCACCUGCCACGGGAUUUGCUUUUGGCGACGAUGAUUAAGGACAGCAAACAUAUAAAAGCAGGCAAUUUAAUUGAAAAUGAUCAGAUGAAUUUGCCUUUAUUUUGCAACCUCAUAACAGUCCUAAACCGCCAUGUUUAAUUAACCAAAGCAUUUACAACUAAAAUGCAUUUGCAGCUAUUAAAUGCAGUAAAAUUUGAUUUAUCUGCAAUGUAGGCCUUGUGCUAAUUUAGUUAAGAAGUUAUGUUUAUUUAAAAUGAAGAAUUUCAAUGAAAGAUGAGUUAUUGAGCCACAAAGCAAGAUGAGUAUCCCUGCUGUAGUGAUGUUGGACCAGCCACCAAAAAAGGCCCUCAUAUAGGUUUUUUGUACUAAAUUGUUUAAUGAUUAAACUGGUCUAAAUUAUAUUUUCUUCAAAUUGUAUUUGUUUACAGCCGUUUGGUGGUUUCAAAGCCUUCUUCAAACAGCGAGACAUAGAUAACUUUGGUAGAGAAAAACUGAGUAUGUAUGUAAUUUUCAACAAAUUAUCACCCACAGGAGUGUUAGCAGGACAGCCCCACGUCCUCAAAUGCAUUUUUUACCACUUGGUUUACGCUGUAAUACUUUCAUCACUUGGUUAAGUCGUUGGCGACAAAACUACUUGGUUAAGUUUAGAAAAAAUAUUACAUAGUUAAGCUAAGGAAAAACCUAGUUUGGCACUAAAAAACUGCUGCCAGACAUGAGGUAUUUAAGCUAGUUACAGUAGUUACGUAGAUGAUAUAAAAAUGUGACGUAGAACUUGACGUAGCUAUGCAUGGAAGUUUAACUGCAUGUGUAAAUUUACUUAAACGUUGAGUUUAGGGGACAUGAACAACCAUCUUUUGUCUGUUUGACCCAACUAUCACCUGUCCCGCCCACUCUAAGUGGACUUUGUUGUUCUUUAUACCCCAAAUUUGUAGUUCUGUUUUGUUUUAGUCUCCAUAACCUCACUUGCGUCUCUGCUUCUGUAAUAAUUAAUAUGACCACGAGAGGGCGCCACCUAACAACAAACAUAUAAGCUUCUGUACAAUUGGGGACAUAUGGGGUUGUUUUUGGAGGGAGGGCAGUCUCUAAUUUUGAAUUAAAUAAUUAUAAACUCCUCUUCAGGUUUUGAAAACCCUAAAUUCCCCAGGCAAAAUACUGAGGACUUGAUUGUGGUGUGUCAUGAAGUUGCAUUCAACCAUAUUUUGGCACAAACCUUCAUCUAACAGGCCAGCAGGCAGUUUAGUGUCACUCCAAACAUGCAUUUCCUCUAACUAACGGCCUUACUGACACUAAACCCUUACUGAUGUGAGCACCAGCUGAGCCAGCUGUUUAGGUUGGAUGUUUAGUUAUUUUGAGGCGCAGCUCCACAAGAGGACAACAGGGUGCACGCACAUCCACAAGCUUUUGAAACUUGAGCUGUAGCUUUUUCACAUUGGAACCUCAUUCUGUAUUUAUGAACCAACAGUAGCCUGACAGCAGCCUUAUCCACCUUCACACACCUGAAAGAUUUUGUGUUUGUUUUGGCCUCAGACGUUUCUGCAAAGCAGGCAUGUACACAGACGUUCAAGAUAAACUAAAUGAUUUUUAUGAUUGCAAAUGAGAGUCAAUAAGUUAUUACACAAAUUAAUGUUUACACAAGAGAGAGAUAACAGGCCAGAGCAGAUGGACAUAUUCAGCCUGUGCACAUGCCUGCUAAAAAUAUAUAAUGUGUUUGUAUAUUUACUGAUCAGUUUUCUGAAGUAGAGAAGUGUUCUUGUGCUGCUCAAUAGACUUAGAUGCCUCAUCCGCAGUUGACUUACCUCUGACACAUUAAGUGAAAAGAAUAGAUGCAGUUCAGGUGAAAAGAGAGCACAUGCUUGUCUGCAUGUUGCUUUUUCAGCUGAUCUGCUCCCGACAGACUUCAUGAAUGAAGAGUUUCUGAAAUACAUUGUUAUUGGGAGAGUCGGUGAUAGUUUUGUAUUUAGCUCCACUGCUGUUUUGUAGCUGUCGUAUACUGUGCACUACUCUGAGCGAGGUGUUGAUAUUUUUCUCACACGUCUCUCCGUCGUGAGGGGGGAGGGGGGGAAGUGGUACAAUGUGAAUUAACUGUCAGAAUGUAUUAUCUCUACCAUGUUUACAGAUGCAAGAAUGUGAAAAAUACCUUAAAUUUGUUGUAUUUUAUUUGUACAUUCCAUGGCUUGUGUCAAGUGCCUCAAUAAAUAAAUAAAUU